This is a messenger RNA of Cuscuta europaea, 1517 nucleotides long. The record is from the annotation of a GenBank genome assembly. Lineage: Eukaryota; Viridiplantae; Streptophyta; Magnoliopsida; Solanales; Convolvulaceae.
CAAGCAUUAAACACGCAGAGUCCUCCGGUGUUCCAACUCCCACCUACCCGGCUGCUCGAAACUCCGAAGUGAACGUGAGAAGUACAUGUUUUUCGAGAUACAGAGAGAUAUUUCUCGGAGAGAUUAAAGAGGUUCAAGAACGUGGCAAAAAUGCUGUUUUUUGUGCUGCUUCUGCUCUCUUCUGCGGCGGUGCUACCCACCGGAGAUGCGCUGUGGCUGGACUUGCCGAGCUCGGGAACCAAGUGUGUGUCGGAGGAAAUCCACAACAACGUCGUUGUUUUGGCCGAUUAUUACAUCAUCGGAGACGAGGCACAUACAGUCAUCCCGACCAUUUCCGUCCAGGUGACAUCACCAUAUGGCAACAGUCUUCACCAUCAAAAGAAUGUAACACAUGGUCAAUUUGCAUUUACAACAACCGAGACUGGUUACUACUUCGCAUGUUUUUGGAUGGAUGGAAACUUAUCAGCGACUAACAAAGGCGCAACUGUUGGCCUUGACUGGAAGACAGGAAUUUUUGCAAAGGAUUGGGAAUCAGUUGCAAGAAAAGAAAAAUUAGAGGGAGUCAAUCUUGAGUUAAUGAAACUUGAAGGAAUAAUUCAAGCCAUCCAUGAAAAUUUGAAGUAUAGGAAAGAGAGGUAACUGUUUACGUGCCAGUACUUGCAGAAUGAUUAUUCAUUACAUAAGAAACACUGUUUCACUUUUUUCUAAUGUUAUAUGGCUAGCCUUGUGCAUAUCAAAUAUUUGCCUCCACCUAUACUUUUUGCAGUUUAUUAACCUUUUGAAUGCAAACAACAGUAACUGCGAUGGCCAAUAACAAUAUAGAGGUUAAAACCAACAAUUUUGGUAGCUUAUAGGCGCCCAAAUUAUCCCCCCUGCGCUCCAAUUCUUUGAAGUGUUUUGAGUGGUUCAUUAACCUCUUAAAUGGUUUUUCAUGUAUACACUAAAGUGCAUGUAUCAAGACUUUAUGAUAGAAUUUAGGACUAGACUGAGAUGAUUCAACUAGGCCAUCAAGCCCUUAGUUCAUUAUAAGGCAUGAUAAACUUAUUUUUUCUCUCUCAUUGGUAUUUGGGAUUCUAACACUAUAUCUAUGUGGACCUUUGAUUUGAAAGUAUGUGAGGAAGCCACUUAACAAAAGAAAGAAGAAAAAAUAAUUUGUUGGUUGGGGAAGUGGUUGAACUAACUAUUACUGAUGAGUGGUGUUCUAUAAUGUGUGCAGGGAAGCAGAGGCAAGGGAGGUGAGUGAGAAAACCAAUGCGAGAGUGGCUUUGUUGAGUAUAAUGUCCAUUGGCAUCUGUGUAUUUGUUUCAUCCCUGCAACUAUGGUAUUUGAGGAACUAUUUUCAAAAGAAAAAGCUCAUAUAAUAUUCAUGCUUCUAAGUUCUAACCUUUUCCUUAUAGAAUGUCUCAAAUACUGGUUGUCACCUUCAAUUUAUACGUCUAAAUCUGUAUCAAUGAUAAAUAUAUGUCACACUUGCUUUCGAGCCUCUGUGAUCGGCUACGGUUGUAAUCUCAUUACAA